AUGUCAGCGUCUCGGAAAUGUUUGUGCUGCGUCAAAUAUGUGAUGUUUGUCUUUAACCUCAUCUUCUGGCUGGGAGGAUGUGGACUGUUUGGCGUUGGCGUCUGGCUGUCUUUCACUCAAGCUGAGUUUUCAUCUCUUCCUCUAUCCUUCCCAUCGCUCUCGGCAGCCAAUUUGCUGCUAGUCGCUGGUGGGAUCACUAUGGUAACGGGCUUCCUUGGUUGUCUUGGAGCGCUUAAGGAGCAGCGCUGCCUGUUGUUCAUGUUCUUUGUGAUCCUGUUGCUCCUGGUCCUGACAGAAGUGGCACUCGCACUGGUCAUACACAUCUUUCAAGACCAGCUGGAUUCCAAAGCACAAGGCGAGUUGAAAGAAGGGAUGAAGAGCUAUGAAUCGGAACCUGGGCUUAAAACAUCGUGGGAUAAUGUUCAAAAAAUAUUCAAAUGUUGUGGCAUCACCAAUAAAACUGACUGGUAUGAAGUACUCAAUGGAACGUUGCCAUCGUCCUGCUGCUCUUCCGGGAUUGACCAAUGCACUGAUGGAUGGAGUGAGCCUUGUUAUCAGAAGGCCAGGGAAUGGCUUCUGGAUAACAUUCCAUCUGUUCUGGUGUUUGGGGUGUGCAUUGGUGUCAUUCAGAUCUUAGCCCUGGUGUUCUCCAUGCUGAUGUACUGCCAAAUUACGUGUGCCGAGAAGUAUUUGGACUGA
Molecule: messenger RNA, 699 nt
Organism: Nerophis lumbriciformis (worm pipefish)
Lineage: Eukaryota; Metazoa; Chordata; Actinopteri; Syngnathiformes; Syngnathidae
Source: RefSeq, a predicted model, not a curated record